Messenger RNA from Panicum virgatum (switchgrass), 2642 nucleotides. Its product is annotated as calcium-binding mitochondrial carrier protein Aralar2-like. The transcript has 10 exons. Gene Ontology annotation, molecular function: S-adenosyl-L-methionine transmembrane transporter activity. Lineage: Eukaryota; Viridiplantae; Streptophyta; Magnoliopsida; Poales; Poaceae. Gene Ontology annotation, cellular component: mitochondrial inner membrane. The record is from RefSeq and is a predicted model, not a curated record. Bases 344 to 2257 code for a protein of 637 amino acids.
CGAACGGCACGCACGUCCUGGUAGAAUCGCACACAGAGACCCACUCACCCACCGCGUGCGGCGGCCUGGAGACAGCUGGAGAAGCGAAACAAGCAGACUAGCAGGAGCAAGGUGGAGACGCAGCUGACGUGAGUCCAUGCUCCCACCCAUGACGGCGUAAACCUCUCGCCAUUAGAGGGGGAGGAGAAGCUAAGCCAACGGCGGCCUUUCUCCUCCUCGUCCCCGUGAAGCACGCUCUGCGCCUCUGCUACCGGCGGGAGCUCGCGCGCGUCUCGAGAUCUCAAGCAGCUGAUUAGUUGAACAUGUUCUUUUUAUGAUACCCUACCUUGCAAGCUAGUAAAAGAUGAGCUCGACCCAUCGAGCUUCAAAAGCUGCAAAAUCAACAAUCAAUUACCACCGGCUUUCAUUAGAUGAGCACCAAUUAUUUGAGCCAGAUGCUUUAGUUACUAAGGAUCGAGAUGCCGAUCAUCAACCGAGGCAAAGUCCUCAAUCGGGCAAAACAUAUACUGAUAGAAGAUUGACCACUCCCCAGUUUGUAUCUGCAUUGACAGGGAUCUGGAAUCUUGUUGGCCACCCUGAAUCAUCUGGUACAACUCAAAGAUCUGAGAGCCAUGGUAUUUCAAGUAGGGAAGACCCUAUGUGUUUUAGCAGGGAUCAACAAGGACGCAUAUUAACACCUUCCUGUGCGGAAAACUCAAGUGGUCUGAGUUCUCGAAACUGUUUAUCUACACCAAAAUCAGUUUAUGAAGAUCUUAGUUCAGUAAAGAAGGUGUUAAUGCUGACAUCAUUCAGUAGCACUUUUGGUGCUUCAUCCACAUGGAGACAUAUGCAUUCCAUCAAUAAGAUUGGGGGUGCACAAUAUUUGCAAUGCGCAAAUUUAUACUCCAAGCAAACUAAAAACACAGAAGAAAUUGGGACUUCUGAAAGUAGCAAAAGAAGCAUGUGUGAGGAAACUUAUUCUGCUUCCACCAAUAUGGACAUUACAGAUGAUGACUAUUCCAGUCAAACAAGAAGCACACCUGCUGAGCUAUGUACUAGCUCAAAUGAAGAAGCUAGCACUACACAUGAUGGUGAAACUUCUCUACAUGAUACUGAAUCCAAUCUAGAGAUAUGUCAUGAAAAUCCUAAUUUUUCAGCUGCCACUGUCCACCAAACGGAAAUUGCCAAAGAGGCAACAAUAAUGGCAGGAAAUCAGAUUUCCAGUAAGGCAUGCACAGAUUCUCAGGUUGACUCACUGACAUGCGUGUCUUGUCUGGUUGGUGGCGAUGUUGUUCUUGAUCCAGCAAAUGCAGAUGAAUAUGCUUAUGUUGGUGGCAUAUGUCCACAACAUUCUGUUGAUAAGUGUUCACAUGAGUUUCAACCAACGUUUGAGCAUCGAUUUGAUGGUGCUGUUACCAUAAACAGGCAUGCUGUGGCAGGAGCCUUAGCUGGGACUGCAGUCAGUGUUUCUUUGCAUCCAGUUGAUACAGUGAAAACCAUAAUUCAGGCUAACAGUUCUGGACAAAGUUCAUUCAACCAAACACUGAGGCGCACUCUUCUUGAGAGAGGUGUUCUGGGACUUUAUGGAGGACUUGCCAGCAAGCUUGCUUGUUCUGCACCCAUUUCUGCAAUUUAUACCUUAACUUACGAAAUUGUCAAGGGGACUCUUCUACCUGUUUUGCCACAGGAAUAUCAUUCAAUUGCACAUUGUGCUGCUGGUGGUUGUUCUAGUAUUGCAACAUCCUUUGUUUUUACACCCAGUGAAUGCAUAAAACAACAAAUGCAAGUGGGUUCUCAAUAUCAGAAUUGCUGGAAUGCUUUAGUAGGAUGCCUUAAAAGGGGCGGCAUUACUUCAUUAUAUGCUGGAUGGGGUGCUGUUCUUUGCAGAAAUAUCCCACAUUCCAUAGUAAAGUUUUAUGCCUAUGAGAGUCUGAAGCAGUCUAUUUUGAAAUCAGCGCCUGAUAAUGCCAAGCUCAGCUCUGGCGAGACGCUUUUAUGUGGAGGUUUUGCUGGGUCGACUGCUGCUUUGUGUACAACCCCAUUUGAUGUUGUCAAGACACGAGUGCAAUUACAGGCACUCUGCCCUAUUAGCAAGUAUGAUGGGGUUCUUCAUGCACUAAAAGAAAUUUUCCGGCAAGAAGGCUUCCGUGGUCUUUACAGGGGUUUGUCUCCAAGGCUGGUUAUGUAUAUAUCUCAAGGUGCUAUAUUCUUUACGUCCUAUGAGUUUCUCAAAACAAUUAUGUUUCCUGAACAAGAGGUUCCUGCAAGUAGCUUUUGAUCAUGAAAUGAGAGAACAUGGUGCAACAGUGCGGUGGUAAAGAACAAAGAACUUGUAUUGAUACGUCAACCUCAUGAACUAACUUCUGGGGUGGUCUGACUUAGAAUUUAGUUGUACUUACUGUGCUAUCCAAUUUUUGUGUCUUGAAGUCGUGUACAUCAUAGAAUACCUUUUUGGGUAAUCUCAGAUUUAGGCGAUAGAGAAUUUUGUACCAUCAGUAAAGGUGAUAGCAGUAAAGGCAGUAAUUCCCUUUCAGGGAACCUGUGAAUGUGUCAUGGACUCAUGGUUCUGUAUUUUGGUUUCUUACUGAAACAAAGGUCAUGUUUAUUGAAGGAAUCUGCUGUUCAAAAUCCAAUAUAAUUUGUGGUUACUUUCCUGUGAUCAA